AUGAGUGUAGAACAGUUGGAAGCAAAUUCAGAUUGUAGACGAGUUGAAGACAUAUCCUUGCUGUCACAUUCAAAAUCCGUGGAUGACGUUUACAUUCCCCAAGUGGCUGAAAACUGCAAACCAAAGGUUAGACAAGAGUUUGAAUCGAUAGAUGGGGUACAUGAGUUCUACAUUAAAUAUGCAAAAGAGGCGGGGUUUAGUGUUUGUAGCAGUUUGACUAAGAGAUGUAAAGGUGCGAAAGAAGUUGUCAGGAAAGAAUUUGUGUGUUUUAAGGAAGGAGUAUCUUCUAUAAAGGACGGUGAGAGAAAAAGGUGGCAGGGGAUGACAAGAGAAAAUUGUAAAGCUAAACUUGCCGUGGUUAGGUCAAAAACGGGGAAAUUUGUCAUCACUUUUUCAGCAGCAAAUGUGCCAACUCAUCAACAAAUAAGCAUUCUUGAAUUUGAAGCUGGAGGUAUAGGGAAUAUUGGGUGUACAAAGAAGGAUAUAUAUAACCAUGAAGCUAAGGUGCGGAAUGAAUUAAGAGGACAAGAUGCAGAACUUUUAAAGGAAUAUUUCCUAACCGAGCAAGAAAAAGAUCCAUGCUUCUUUUUUAAAAUAGAUGUAGAUGAUGAUGGUAAAUUGAAGCGUUGUUUUUGGGCUGAUUCGGUGUCUAGAAGAGCUUAUGAAUGUUUUGGUGAUGUAGUUGUAUUUGAUACAACUUACAACACUAAUCAAUAUGGUAUGAUAUUUGCACCCUUGGUGGGGGUGAACAAUCAUGGUCAAACGGUGCUUUUUGCAUGUGCCUUUUUAAGUGAUGAAAAAACAGAAUCAUUUGUUUGGUUGUUUGAGCUAUUAAAGGAUAGCAUGCUGACGAACAACCCAAAAAUGAUCAUUACAGAUCAAGAUCCUGCAAUGACAAAGGCUAUAGUUCAGAGCUUACCGAAUACAUUUCAUAGGUAUUGUAGUUGGUACAUACUUGAGAAGUUCUCUACGUAUUUAAAUGCGAUCACCUAUAGAGAUUUUUAUAAGGACUUCCAACAAUGCAUUUGGGAAUCAGAAUGCCCUGAAGAGUUUGAAAGAAAAUGGGUGACUACCAUUGAGAAGGCAAGCCUAGAUAACAAUGAUUGGUUAAAAUCAAUAUUUGAGCUAUGUUCAAGAUGGGUGCCUGCAUAUGUUAACCAUAUAUUCUCAGCUGGAAUGUCAAGUAGCCAACGUGCGGAAAGCUCCCAUGCAUUUUUCAAGAAAUAUGUUUCGAAGAGAAACUUAUUGAUGGAUUUCAUACUUCGAUUUAAUAGGGCGCUUACACAGGAACGUCACGAAGAAUUAGGGGCUGAUCACUUUCAAGAUGAGUUGUGGAAUAGCUUAGUAAUAAUGCCACAAUUUGUUCGUGAAAAUGCUACACACAAAAUGUAUAUGGUCGAGAGUAGUCCAAAAGAACAUGUUCGUAGAGUGCGGGAAAUUGCUUAUGAUAAAGAAUUGGACUUUACAUCUCGUACAUGUAAGAAGUUUGAGAGUGAAGGACUUCCCUGUAGACAUAUCUUGGCAUUCUUGAGACUGUUUGGUAACAUUCCUUUGCCAAAUCAAUAUAUAAUGAAAAGGUGGACUAGAGGUGCAAAAUGUCAAAUAAUAACCGAUAAGCAAGGUGUUGAGAUAGGUGGACAGUGUAGUUCAAUGUUGACUUGGCAAGCUAAACUAUUCCAACUUGCUUCGGAAGUCAUUGAUAAAGCCAUAAUAUAUGAAGAGGCAAGUGUAAUUGUGAAUGAUGGUCUUCAAAGUUUGCUAGGCAAGAUUGAAUCCAUAGUUAGCAACACAAAAAGUGGAGGCAUUUCUGAAAAAGGUAGCACUGCUCAUGACUAUGAGGCUUUGAAAGACCCAUCUGCUGUGAGGGCAAAGGGAUGCGGACAAAGAUUAAAAAGGGGAAAGGAGAAGGCAACAAAUGCCGCAAAGGAAACUGUCCACUCCUCAACAAUCCGUCCUCGCAAAAUGAGGAAAGUCCUCAGCACGCCUCGGAAUAUGAUUCUAAAGCUGAUAGUUUGUCUUCCACAGGAAUUUUCUGGCCUCUACUUAGGUGUGUUUGUCAAUGGAUAG
Ziziphus jujuba (common jujube) is the source of this 2067-nucleotide messenger RNA. Its product is annotated as protein FAR1-RELATED SEQUENCE 5-like. NCBI's taxonomy places the organism in Eukaryota, Viridiplantae, Streptophyta, Magnoliopsida, Rosales, Rhamnaceae. Gene Ontology annotation, molecular function: zinc ion binding. Gene Ontology annotation, biological process: regulation of DNA-templated transcription. Bases 1 to 2067 code for a protein of 688 amino acids. The record is from RefSeq and is a predicted model, not a curated record. The transcript is spliced from 5 exons.